CUCACAGCAUUUUCUCAUCCCUAAAUUAGAGAGAGAGAUGGCAGGGCAACAUUUCGCAGGAAUUGCUCUUGUUCUCGGCAUAGCUGCCGGUAUCCUGAUGCUCUUGUGGAAUAUACACUUUCGUGGAGGCCUCAAUUUGGACUCUGAAAAUGCGCUCCACAUUUUCAACGUCCAUCCCGUUUUGAUGUUUCUUGGGCUAAUUUUUUGUGGAGGAGAAGCAAUCGUCGCUUAUAGGGUGGUCCGAGCAACGAAGAGAGCCCAGAAGGCUAUACACAUGCUUUUGCAUUUAGUGGGUCUCGUCUUGGGAGUGGUUGGCGUGUAUGCUGCGUUCAAGUACCACAGGAAGUUGGGUGAACCGGACAUGUAUUCCUUGCACUCUUGGUUGGGCAUGGGCACCAUUUGUUUGUAUGGCUUGCAGUGGAUUUUCGGAUUCGUGACUUUCUGGAUCCAGGGUGCAAGAACAAUCACUAAAGAGAGAUUCCUUCCAUGGCAUGUCGCUGCUGGACUCACCUUAUUCAUAAUGGCAAUUGGCACAGCUGAGAUAGGAUUGAUGGAGAAGUACACCUUUCUCAAGUCCUAUGGUGUUAUAAGCCAUUUUGGAAGGGAAGCCCUGCUCAUCAACUUCCUAAGCCUCAUAAUCCUCCUUUUUGGGAUUUGUACUGUGUAUACUGUAAUUUUCCAACCACAUGCUCCUACAAUAUUGUAGGCUUUGCCCACUCAUCUCAACCCCACUUUCAUCAGCUUUCUGUGGGGACCUUUUUAUGAAAUUACAUUGGAUUGUGUGUAUGUAUACAGUAUAGUGUGGUUUUCACUUUGCUCCAGGAGAAAAAUUG
Messenger RNA from Amborella trichopoda, 833 nucleotides. NCBI's taxonomy places the organism in Eukaryota, Viridiplantae, Streptophyta, Magnoliopsida, Amborellales, Amborellaceae. The record is from RefSeq and is a predicted model, not a curated record.